AGAGCUCUCGGUAGUCGACGAUCAGUGUGUGCGUAGCUCCGUACUUUACGCUGGAUUCUCGCUCCGGUGGGAGGAUGGACGAUGUGUCGCUCUGUGUGGAGGCGACGGAGACCUCGCUAUUCCCAAACUGCACCGGCAAUUUUGAAGAGGACACAGUGAAUGCUGGGAUGCACACCUUUAACCAGACGCACAUGAGGAAAGCUUUCCAGCUGAUGAACGAACUGAGAAGUAAAAAGAUGUUGUGUGAUGUCCAGCUGGUGGCGGGACCUGUUGAAGUGUCUGCUCACAGGGUGGUUCUGGCUUCAAGUAGCCCCUACUUUUGUGCCAUGUUCACAGGUGAUAUGAGUGAAAGCAAGGCUGAUCAGGUGGAGAUCAGAGAAAUGGAUGGACAGACGCUGAGAAAACUGAUCGACUACAUCUACACAGCUGAGAUAGAAGUCACAGAGGAUGAUGUCCAGGUUCUACUGCCAGCAGCCAGUCUCCUCCAGCUGAUGGAUGUGCGUCAGGCUUGUUGUGAGUUCCUGCAGUCACAGCUGCACCCGUCCAACUGUCUGGGCAUCAGAGCCUUCGCUGACCUCCAUACCUGCACACAGCUCCUGAGUCAGGCCCACGCAUAUGCUGAGCAGCACUUUGAUGAGGUGGCACAUGGAGAGGAGUUCCUUGGACUUUCUCUGCAAGAGGUGUGCAGCCUCAUCUCGAGCGACAAACUCACCGUCUCCGCAGAGGAACAGGUGUUUGAAGCCAUGAUGACUUGGAUUAAGCACGAUAAACUGGCUCGUCUGGAAUACAUGCCCAAACUGAUCGAACACGUCAGACUUCCACUACUGUCCAGGGAGUACUUGGUACAGAUUGUUGAAAAAGACGUUUUGAUAAAGAACAACAACACCUGUAAAGAUUUUCUCAUCGAAGCCAUGAAGUACCACCUUCUGCCCGCCGACCAGCGACACCUCAUCCAGACAGACAGGACGCGACCACGCACCCCCAUCGGCAUCCCCAAGGUGAUGAUUGUGGUGGGGGGUCAGGCUCCAAAGGCCAUCACCAGCGUGGAAUGUUACGACUUCCAGGAAGAUCGCUGGUACCAUGUGACUGACUUGCCUUCCAGGCGCUGUCGAGCAGGUGUCGUUUCCGUAGCGGGCCGAGUGUUUGCAGUCGGAGGGUUCAAUAGUAUAGUACGGGAGCGGACGGUGGACGUGUACGAUGGAACCACAGACCAGUGGAGUGGCGUGUCCAGCAUGCAGGAGAGGCGGAGCACGCUGGGAGCCGCUGUGCUGGGAGAGUUACUGUACGCUGUGGGAGGCUUCAACGGAAACAUGGGUUUGUCCUCAGUCGAAGCCUAUAAUCACAAAACCAACGAGUGGACGUACGUGGCGUCGAUGAAUACGCGACGCAGCAGUGUGGGUGUUGGCGUGGUCAACGGUAAGUUGUACGCAGUGGGAGGCUACAAUGGCGCAUCCCGUCAGUGCCUCAGCACGGUGGAAGAAUAUGACCCGGUCACUGACCGGUGGUGCUACGUGGCUGAUAUGAGCACACGGCGCAGUGGAGCAGGUGUGGGCGUCCUGGGUGGACAGCUGUACGCAGCCGGAGGACAUGAUGGCCCUCUGGUGAGGAAAAGUGUGGAGGUGUACGAGCCACACAGCAACACGUGGAGACUCCUCUCUGACAUGAACAUGUGUCGACGUAACGCAGGCGUCUGCUCCGUUAACGGGCUGCUGUACGUGAUCGGUGGUGACGACGGCUCGUGUAACCUUUCCUCUGUCGAGUUUUAUAACCCGACCACAGACAAGUGGAGCCUGAUUCCCACCAACAUGAGCAACGGACGCAGCUACGCCGGGGUCGCAGUGAUUGACAAGCCGCUAUGACCGCCGCCCUCCCGCCAUAUCAGCCGGAUUCGCAGUGAGGAUGUCUGGAGCUCAUUGGCGAGCGCAGGACAGGGCGCCCUCGUGCUCAUCUCACAUACCAGGAAGUGAACACAAGAGGAUUUUAUUGGUGCUAACUCACUUACUUUUAAAGUGGCGCAGCAAGCGAGUGCAAGCAUUAUCGCAGUGAAGGAGUUUUUAAAUGGCGAGCGUGUCGCAGAUGGCCGUGUUCUGAUUGGACUGCGGGGUCAUAACAUUCACACGGCGUCGUUCAGGCCGACCAAGCCUGGGACACCAGCGACUGAAGGAGCCACACGCUGUGAUGGUGCAAUAAGUAGGACGCAGAUAAAGCCGGCUUCUGAUGAGCUGCUGCACUCGCCAAACUGAUUUCCUCCUUGACUUUAUGAGGAAACCUUGGUGCUUUUUUUUUUCUUUUCUUUUCUCGAGACUGGCACCAACUUAUUUCAUUGUUUUUAAAGCUGUGAGAAUUGAACUGACUGAAACCAAGCAAGCACCAAGCAUGGUGGCACCUUUGAGAAUAAUCACGGUUAUUGUUGCACCGCGGCUGCCGCAGACCGUCUGAUGUUCAACCGUGAGGACGUAAAGAAGGAAGAAACUCGUCUAUGCAAAAGAACUGCGAUAUUUGUGACGAGGUGGAGCCUCGCUGCACGUCACACAGGGCCACUCGGCAGUGAGAUGGAGGUUGGCACACUACUGAAAUGUUGUACACGUGCACUGAUAGACAGGCUUUCUGAUUGGCUGGAGGGAUGCCCGCUUUCUUCUGAUUGGUUGUCACUCAGUCUGCUGCACAGGGUUGAACUCGUCACUUAAGCCCGUCAUCAGAAGAUGUUCAGUAGUAUUUUUAUUUUAUUUUUUACAUCUUGAUAAAAUGCACUGUUGUCAAUUGCACUGUAAUAUUCUUUUUUUUUUUUUUAGUUUUUGUGUCAUAGCUCAUACUUUUAUAUUUUUGGGUCAAACGGCAGCUCGUUGUUAUGAAACAAACCGUAAAAUAGAAGCUGCUGUAGUUGAAAUUAAAAGCACCUCACAUAUUUGAAAUAGUA
Thalassophryne amazonica is the source of this 2917-nucleotide messenger RNA. It is a transcript of the gene klhl3, whose product is annotated as kelch-like family member 3. The record is from RefSeq and is a predicted model, not a curated record. Bases 75 to 1859 code for a protein of 594 amino acids. NCBI's taxonomy places the organism in Eukaryota, Metazoa, Chordata, Actinopteri, Batrachoidiformes, Batrachoididae. The transcript is spliced from 15 exons. Gene Ontology annotation, molecular function: protein binding.